GAGACAUCGAGUGAGAUUUAAAUUAAAGUGCAUUUAGCACAGAAUUCAAUAUCUGCAUUGUUUUAAUAUGCCGUGAAAUCAUUAUGGCUAGAGAGUUCAUUGACUGCCACUGUCACAUGUCAGCAGAUGAGUUUGCGCAGGAUUUGGACGAUGUUAUUCUGAGAGCUAAAAAGGGAGGAUUGAAAGCUCUGGUUGCAGUAACAGAGGGAGGCAGGGAAUUUGAGAAAGUUAUUAACUUAUCAAAAGUGUAUCCUGGUUUUGUAUUCCCUUGUUUUGGCAUUCAUCCUCUUCAAGGAUCUGCGCAGGACUUGCAUAGUGUCAAGAUUCAGGAUCUGGAACCAUUCCUUCCAUUGUUCCAGAAGUACAAAGAUGAUAUUGUUGCAGUGGGGGAGAUCGGUCUUGACUUCACCCCCUGGUAUGCACAAACCACUCAAGAGCGUGAUGAACAGAUAGAAGUCUUUAAAAAGCAACUUGAAAUAUCAAAAGAACUGCAUUUACCUGUGAAUGUGCAUUCCCGUUCCGCAGCUAAGGUUACUAUAGCCACAAUGAAAGAACAAGGGAUUAGACAAGCGUUAUUGCAUAACUUUGCUGGAAAGCCAUCAGUUGCCAUGGAAGGAGUUCAGGCUGGAUUCUGCUUCUCCUUCCCCCCUGCAGUCAUCAGAAAUGAACAGAGCGAAAUUAAUCAAACAAAUUCCACUGGAACACCUUUGCCUCGAGACGGACUCACCAGCUUUGGGGUUUGAUAAACAUGUGAGUGAUAACCUCAAAACCUGCUUUUCUUCAUGACUGUGCUAUUUUGAAGAUGUCUGUGUUUUAUGUUUUACUCUUCUAGGUAAGAAAUGAACCGCAACACAUAACGCUCUGCUGUGAAUACAUUGCAAAAGUGAAGGGAGUCUCUCCAGAAAGAGUCAUGGAGGUCACAACUCUAAAUGCCUUCCGAUUGUUUUCUAAAUUAAAAGUCUAGAAUGUUCUUAAUAUCAAUAAAAGCAAUAUAACAAUACAACAUUAUGACAAUGAUUUUAUGGAUUCAUUCACAUAUUUUUAUGUAUUGUUAAAUACAUGAAUUAAAAUAAAGCACUUUAUUGCA
This is a messenger RNA of Triplophysa dalaica, 1087 nucleotides long. It is a transcript of the gene tatdn3, whose product is annotated as TatD DNase domain containing 3. Bases 84 to 743 code for a protein of 219 amino acids. The transcript has 9 exons. The record is from RefSeq and is a predicted model, not a curated record. NCBI's taxonomy places the organism in Eukaryota, Metazoa, Chordata, Actinopteri, Cypriniformes, Nemacheilidae. Gene Ontology annotation, molecular function: hydrolase activity, acting on ester bonds.